GUCGCCGUGGAAGCCCGCGAGAAUCUUGUCGCGCUAGCCAGGUUGCAAGCCGAGCGAGGUGUUCGGUCCGGUCCGGUCCGGUUCCGUCGUUGGCCUUCGUCGCGGUUCGUCGUUGGCCUUCGUCGCGGGGCGCGGGGCGCGGGGCAGCGUGCCUCUUUUACUCCCUUCCUCCCUUCCGGUGAGCCAUGAGCCUAACGAGGGACUCGAGCGGCGCCGAUGGAGGCCAUGGAGGUGGACCCCCUCCAGCGCGACCCCCCCGUCCCCCCCGCCGCCCCUCUCGUCAUCGCCGACUCGGGCAGCAGCACUGAAGUGGAGGAGGACGACGGCGAAGGGGGAGCCCGGGCGGCGUUCCCCCCCGGACUUCCCGCCACCUGGGCUUUCAGUCAGAGGAGUGCGGGCCGAGGGGGCGCCGUCGCCUCCGGGCUGUCGCCGCCGCCCCCGCGGAGGCGGGUCAGGCAGGGCUUCCGGGUGCACUACUCCAGCCAGACGGCCGCGUCCUCCAGAACCUUCCCCGACUUCCUUCUGCGAGCCCCCGGAGCCGCCGUCGGGGCCGACCCGCCGUCCAGCGGCACCGAGUCCAGCGAGUCUGAGGAGGACGAGCGCGCCCGGGCCGCCCCGCCGGCUCCCCCUCGUCUCGACGGCGCCGACGAGAGCGGGGGGGCGCCCCGGCCCGCGACUCCGCCCCCCGGUCCAGACGGUCCGAGACGGGAAGAAGUAGGAGGAGAUAAUGGAGGUUCCGGCGUCCAGCGCCGUCGUCGUCUGAGUUUUGAGCCGGACGCGGCGGCCCAGAGCGAGGAGGCCGAAGGCGACACCUGCAGCAUCUGCUUCGAGGCGUGGACAGCGGCGGGAGACCAUCGCGUCGCCGCCCUGCGCUGCGGACAUCUUUUCGGAUUCACGUGCAUCCGCAAAUGGCUGACCUCGCAGCGCUCUGCUGCCAAAUGUCCGCAGUGCAACAAGAAGGCGAAGCGCUCCGACAUUUUGCUGCUGUACGCCCCCAAGCUGAGAGCGGUGGACAACAGCGAGCACGAGAGCCUCAAGAAGUCUCUGGAGGAGGAGCAGUCCCGGAGGAGGAAGGCCGAGCUGGAAUCGGCUCAAUACAAACUCAAACUUCAGGUCAUCACCAACAAGUUUGGGCGAGCUCAGCAGGAGCUGCGGGAGAUGAAAGCUAGGAUGGUUCACGCAGGCGGGAGCUCGGCCGCCGCCGCCGCCUCCUCCUCCCCGCCUCGCUGCGCCGCCGGGUCCCGCUUGAUGGCGCCGUACAGCUUCUCCGACGCGGUGAUGGUGUCGGCCAACGGAGGCUGCCGGGUUCUGGCCCACAGCGAGUGGCUCCACUGUCUGGUGGCCUCGCAGCCUUCGGCUCACGCUGCGCUCCUGCCCGGCUACGGCGUGAAGAAGGUGAGCCUGGCCCACAUCAAGUCCAGCCAGUACGUCCCCAUCCACGCCGCUCAGAUCCGAGGUCUGUGCUUCAACCGUCAGAGCGCCGGACUGCUGCUGUCCGCCUCGCUGGACGGCACCCUCAAGCUCACGAGCCUGUCGGCCAACGCGGUGGUCCAGACGUACAAGGCGGACAAGCCGGUGUGGAGCUGCUGCUGGUGCGCGGACGACCCCAACUACGCCUACGCGGGGCUCAGCAACGGCUCGGUUCUGCUCUACGACGUCAGAGACACCAGCGCCCACGUGCGGGAGCUGCAGCCGCUGCGCUCCAGGGCCCCGGUGGCUUCGCUGUGCUACAUCCCACGCGCGGCGUCCAGCUCGUUCCCGUGCGGCGGACUGAUCGCCGGCACGCUGGAGGGCGGCUACUUCUGGGAGCGCGGCGGCGACGGCGCGUACGAGCCCCACGUCCUGCCGCUGGAGGCGGGAAGCUGCACCGACAUCCAGGUGGAGACGGAGAGCCGACACUGCCUGGUCACGUACCGAGCCGGCCGCGGGCACCCGACGGUGCGCUGCGUCCUGAUGGCGCUGACGCAGGCGCCGCAGCAGAGCUCCGGCGAGUCGCCCGCCGUCUCCUGUUUGGCCGUGCAGACCUUCAGCGCCGGCUCGUCCUGCAAACUCCUCACCAAGAACGCCAUCUUCGCCGGCCCGCACGGAUCCGGAGCCCUGGUGUGCGCCGGGGACGAGGCUUCUCAGUCCACGUUGGUGUGGGAGGCGUCCAGCGGCGCCCUCCUGCAGAAGCUUCCGGCCGACCUGCCCGUGCUGGACAUCUCGCCGUUCACGGUGAACGGCGAGCACUUCCUGGCCUCGCUGACAGAGAAGAUGCUGAAGCUCUACAAGUGGAAGUGAACGAGUGCAAAGACGCCAAAGCGGGCGCCGCCGGGCGGACGUUGUUACAUCACGUUUGGCGUUUCUUCUCCUGGCUUUUUGAGGACGCCACUGCACAUUUGGCGAUGAAAAUGUUGAACCUUUUAAUGGGAGGAAAGAAACUUUCAGGGUCUUUCAACAGAGUCCUCCGAUGUCGGAACGGCCUGGAACUCUGCACCAGCCUAAAGCGGUCUUCGGCGGUUCGUACGACGAGCCGCACCCACGCAAAACGUUUUUUUUUUUCUACGUUUACGUGCGAGCGAUGACGUUGAUUGUUUUAUACGUGUCAUUCCGUUGUUUCUUGAGCAGGUGAAUAAAAAGAAUUCUAUUUUCAGUUCGA
Messenger RNA from Syngnathoides biaculeatus (alligator pipefish), 2638 nucleotides. RefSeq names its product ring finger and WD repeat domain 3 (gene rfwd3). The record is from RefSeq and is a predicted model, not a curated record. NCBI's taxonomy places the organism in Eukaryota, Metazoa, Chordata, Actinopteri, Syngnathiformes, Syngnathidae. Bases 217 to 2280 code for a protein of 687 amino acids. Gene Ontology annotation, biological process: interstrand cross-link repair; double-strand break repair via homologous recombination; protein ubiquitination. Gene Ontology annotation, molecular function: ubiquitin protein ligase activity; protein binding. The transcript has 13 exons. Gene Ontology annotation, cellular component: nucleus; site of double-strand break.